Galendromus occidentalis (western predatory mite) is the source of this 1080-nucleotide messenger RNA. RefSeq lists its product as uncharacterized. The record is from RefSeq and is a predicted model, not a curated record. Bases 205 to 753 code for a protein of 182 amino acids. The transcript has 2 exons. Lineage: Eukaryota; Metazoa; Arthropoda; Arachnida; Mesostigmata; Phytoseiidae.
GAUUUGGAAGGUGCGCGAAAAGGGCUUGACCGUGAUUAGGUGAUAGCUUCUGAUCUACUGGCUCCAGUGCAUCCCAGCGGCGUUCACAAGGCAUUCGAGCUACGUAUAAGUCUCGAUUUGUUGUGGAGUUUCACGUACACGAGUAACGCGAAAAGACCAAGCAUUCCAGCCAAGAGUGGAAGAAGCUGGGAGAACGUAUCAAACAUGAGCAGCAAAUCAGUCAGGAUCAACGGUCUUCCCGAGGAGAGCACAGGCCGCUCUGGAAAUCAGGCCAAAGCCUCGAAAGGAGGGUCUACGGCAAAAUGGUCUUGUCGCGUAGGUUUGCUUCUCGCAAUCCUGCUCCUGAUCCACCUCAUCGUCUCAAUCUGGAGCAAGUAUUCUGCGACGACCGGGAAUAAUUAUUGUGCAGGAUCUUGCGACGACGACGCUUCAGCCAUUUCGAGCGUUGUCCAGCGCUGUUUCCAGAGGCAUACGAUUCGGGCAUGCGAGCUCUUCUACUACGAAGCGCUGAGUAACUGGUUCAUGAAACUGCAUCCGGAGCCGUACGUCGAAGGCAUCGAAUCACAGAGUUCCGAUGAUUCGAUCGAGAUGAGCGACUGGGAGAAACUGGAAAUCUUCUCCUCGCAGUUCAGCACUUCGAUUCAAGCGAGAAAUUUUACGGCGACGGGGAAUUUACUCCGCGAAAUUUUUGGCCACCUCACGGCCAAUAUCAAUAGAGGACCAAUCGAUGAGCGCCAAAGCCCUGCGCUGUGAUUGCCUUUCUGGUGCCCUCUCUUUUCGUACUCAUUCCCCGGAUAACCUCAUUAAUGCCUACCUUAAUAUUGAGAAGCUUCUCUCGGAUUCACAAGAGAGGUCCCUGUCGUGUGGAGAAGUAUUCACCAAGGUGUUUCGCCUUAUUCGUCUGGCCUCUGCUCCUCGAUGGUCUCGGGGAUUUUCUGUGACCUAAUCGAAACUGCGUGAUGUCACACGCCUGAAAACGCCGUAUCUUCUUCACAACGUGGCUUCGAGGAGUCGUCGGUGAAUUUUGUGGGUGGGAAAACAUGAAAGAUCAGAGAAUAAAUCAUAAAGAAUCAAUUAAUU